AUGUGUGAUGAAACCAAACCGACUUGCCUCCAGUGCCAAAAAUCAAGACGACAAUGCCCAGGAUAUAAGGAUGACUUUGAUCUCGUCUUUCGUAAUGAGACGAAAGCUACAGAAAGAAGAGCACGACGAUCACUAAAGAAUAAGAAGGGUAACAAUAAUAAUACCCAAACUGGAUCCGGGAAUCGCAGUGAUGGGGAUCGCAAAUUCUCAAUUGUGUCUAGCGCAGGUGCCGAUGCUGAAAUAAUGUAUUCAACGACUGGAAUGGACCCCGCCAAGUUUGAAUCUGGCGGCAAUGAUCCUACCUCAUCAGAUGCAUUGGGAUUACAGAUGGGCUUCACUAGUUCCAUCGAACAACAAGCACCAUGUUAUUUCAUGUCAAAUUUCGUUAUAAUACCACAAAGCGGACAGAUACGAGGCUCUUUUGACUGGGUGUUACCAUUAAUCAAGACGGAACCUUCUGACUCGGCUUUAUCACUUUCAUUUCAAGCUGUAGCGAUGGCUUCUCUGGCGAAUAGACCAAGCGCAAGAGGAAGCAAAUUGAUGUAUUUGGCUAUUGACCAAUAUGCAAAGGCCUUGAAGGUGGUUAAUUUGGCGUUACAAAAUCCAGUACAACAAAAGACCGAUCAGACAUUAGCAUCGAUUCUUUUACUAGGAUUCUUCGAAACCGUCACACAAGAGAAAACGAGUAUCACGGCUUGGGGUUCACAUAUCGAUGGAGCUGUACAGAUAGUGAAGAUGAGAGGCAAGAAACAGUUAAGGACGAAAGUUGGCGUUGCUUUAUUUCAAAGUGUCCGAGGACAAAUGCUUGUCAAUUGUCUUUCUUCAUCUAAAACUCCCACGUUAGGAACCGAAUGGUGGUGUGCCGAUGCUCAAAAAGAUGAAGGGGCCGCUUUCGUCAAUAGACUAAAUCUUGAAGUCGCUGAACUUCGUGGCGAUAUAAAUAGGAUACUAAUGUCACAUUCACGAUCACCAGAGACUAACGAAUUAGUCGGUGAGAUCAUGCAUCGUGCUCUGGAACUAGAGCUGGAGUAUGAGAAAUGGGAAGAAACGCAGACGAAGCAAACAGUAGCUUGGGUGGACAAUGUCCCCGGAGGUGAUAUCACAAAAGCUGAUGUAUGUCCCGGAAGAGUCGAUCUCUAUUCCGAUGUCUUUUCCUGCUCUUCAUGGAAUUUCUCACGCGUAUCGAGGAUUUUCAUCGCCGGCAUUGUUAUCCGCUGCGCAGCGUGGAUUUGCUAUCCUGUAGACUAUCGUACUACACCUGAAUAUGCGCAAAUGUCGAGGAUGGGUCAGGAAAUGAUUUGUGAUAUUAUCGCCUCUGUUCCAUUUAUGUUUGGAUGGCACUUGGAUAGUGAGGGACGAUUGAAACCGGGCGAUAUCAUGGGUGGUGGGGAGGAUGUUAUGGGUGUUAAGGCUUUGGGGGGUGUGUAUACGAUUUGGCCGUUGUUGACGGUUAGCUGUAGUGAUUUUACGACGGAUUCGCAACGUUUGUGGAUUAAAGGACGGUUUAAAUUUAUUUCCGAGGUUAUUGGUUUGAAUCAGGCGAAGGUGGUUGGUUGUCUACAACUCCGACUCCCCUCAAUGAUCGUCCGUCGCGAUAACAUGGGCUACGCAUCUCUCACAGGUCCAAAUUCUAUUCGUCCCCCUGGCAAACCAGCUAUUAUGCCCACAUUACCUUCUUCAAUAUCCUCGCUUACCUUUCAACAACGUGAAGCGAUGAAGAAGGAAAUGUGGGAACGGGAACGUAAAGCUGCGAUGGAGAAGGAGAAGGAGAAGGCUAGGGAGGGGGAUAUUGGGAGGCCGGUGUUGGCUGUUGGUGGGAAUGCUGGGAAUGUGAGUGGGAUCAGUAGUGUUGGUGCAAUGAGUGGAAAUGGGAAUGGAAAUGGAAAUGGGUUGGGUAGUACCGUCAUGUUGCAAUAUCAGCAGGGUAAAUAUGGAUUAGGGAGUAACGGAGGAGGUGGAGGUGGAAGUGGAUCUGGAGUUGUAGGGGUUGGAAAUGGGAAUGCAAAUAUAAGUGGAAAUAUACAACAAAAAACAGGAGAACUAAGUUGGAAAAUUAGUAACGAGCAAGGGAAAAAAUACGCUUGGUUAGAAGGAUUAGGGUGGUGGGAAACUACUGUUUGA
Messenger RNA from Sclerotinia sclerotiorum 1980 UF-70, 2121 nucleotides. RefSeq lists its product as hypothetical. NCBI's taxonomy places the organism in Eukaryota, Fungi, Ascomycota, Leotiomycetes, Helotiales, Sclerotiniaceae. Bases 1 to 2121 code for a protein of 706 amino acids. The transcript is spliced from 4 exons. Gene Ontology annotation, biological process: regulation of DNA-templated transcription. Gene Ontology annotation, molecular function: zinc ion binding; DNA-binding transcription factor activity, RNA polymerase II-specific. The record is from RefSeq and is a predicted model, not a curated record.